Messenger RNA from Nicotiana attenuata, 2655 nucleotides. RefSeq lists its product as uncharacterized. Bases 1 to 2655 code for a protein of 884 amino acids. The transcript has 4 exons. Lineage: Eukaryota; Viridiplantae; Streptophyta; Magnoliopsida; Solanales; Solanaceae. The record is from RefSeq and is a predicted model, not a curated record.
AUGAAUCAAUCAUGCCAAGAAAUACCAUUACAAUCUAUUGAGCCUGAAGCAGCAGCUGAGCAAGAAUUCUUAAUACAAAAAGUAGAUUGGACAGGUGGAAGGUUAUGGUGUAAUCAGACGGAAGAGGAUCCAGAUGAGGGUGAUUUAUCUGAAGGAUAUGAGGAGCAACAUAAUACUGUGGAGAACACAACAAAACAAAUUACUGUCUCAGUAGAGGGUGGGAGUUCAAAUGCUGAAGCACAAAAACUAGUCACUGGUCCAACUCUCAACAAAUCAAAAACAAUUGAAGUGGAUCCAAUUAUUGCUGAGCAAUUGGAUCUUGGUGAAUCUGGUGGAGGUAAGGAACAAUUAGAUCCUGGUGAUACUCUUGGAGAUGAGGAGCAAAAUGCAGAUAAAAGAGUGGAAACACUGGAGAAUAAUGAAGUCAUUACCAACAACAAUAAUGUAGAUCAGCCCAAGGCAAAUGAGGACAAACUCAUGAUGCAUAAAUCAACUAAAAAUCAGAUUGCAACAACAGAACAACAGAAGGAUAUGGAGGAUGAUACAUCAAGUAAAGGAAGAGAUCUAGAUGCAGAAUCAACUUGUCAAAACUUCAGGAAUGUUGCUAGACAAGGAGAUAUCUCUCCUAGGUUCAUGGAGAAGGGCAAAUCAGCUGGUAGAGGAAGAAAGAAGCAGGUGGAAGAGGUCCCUAAUGUGCAGCCAACUGGGGUCCAAACAAGGAGAACUGGGGAUUUUAAUGUUAUACGGGAUGAGGAGGAAAAGUUUGGAGGGUUUCCAGUUUCUUUGAAUGAAGUAGAUGAUUUUAGGCACUGUAAGGACACCUGCAAACUGACAGAUUUGGGAUUCAAAGGAAGUAUUUUCACUUGGUUGAAUGGGAGGGCUGAAGAAGAUUGUAUCUUUAAGAGGUUGGAUAGAUGUUUUUCAAAUACGGAAUGGCAACAGAUGUGGCCAGGAAUGGAGAUCACACACCUACCCAAAAUUGGUUUUGAUCAUUGUCCUUUGUUAAUUACCAAUAAUCCAAAUGUUGUACAAAUUAAGAAAAGCUUCAGAUUUUUAUCUUCUUGGACAAAACAUGAUACAUUCAAAGUAGUGGUUAAGGAGAACUGGCAGUCGGAUUUUCAUGCUAAUCCUUUUGUUCUUUUCAAUCACAAGCUAAGGAAGUUGAAAAAGGCAUUGUCAACUUGGAGUAGAUCAACUUAUGUUGAUAUUUUCCAACAGAUCUCAAGCCUAGAAGAGGUAGUAAGUGUCCAUGAAGCACAAUUUGAAAUCAAACCAACUGUACAGGACAGGGAGAGGCUACAAAAAGUACAGGCAGAGCUGUUCAGAUAUCUUGCUUUGGAGGAACAAUUUUGGAAGCAAAAGUCAUGGAUGACUUGGUUCAAUGAAGGUGAUAGGAAUACUAAAUUUUUCCAUGCUCACGUUAAUGGGAAGAGGAAGAGAUUACAGUUGAAAAGAAUACAAAACUCUGAAGGGAACUGGAUUGAAGAUGAUGAAGCAAUGGCUGAAGAGGAAGUGAAAUUUUUUCAAAAGCAGUUCCAUGAGGAAAGUAUCCCUACUGAUUUUGAGAUAAUUCAGCAUGUUCCUAAUAUGAUCACUCGGGAGCAGAAUCAGAAUUUGACAAGAUUACCAACAGAAGAGGAAGUAAAGCUGGCAGUUUUUGGCCUUAAUGGUGACAGUGCUGGAGGACCUGAUGGCUUUAAUGGCCAAUUUUUCCACAACUGUUGGGAUAUAGUUGGUGAAGAUGUGGUUGCUAUGGCAGGAUUUGUUAAAGGCAGAAGCAUUGUGGAAAAUGUUUUGUUAAAGCAGGAAAUAGUCACAUAUAUUAGGCUAAGAACUAAGGCAAGUCCUAAUGUGAUCAUCAAGUUAGAAAUGACAAAGGCAUAUGAUAGAUUAUCAUGGAUAUUUCUGGCAAAAGUAAUGAGAAGAAUGGGCUUUGAUGAGAGAUUCAUUGGCAUAGUCUUUGGGACUAUAUCGAACAACUGGUAUUCUGUACUUAUAAAUGGCCAGCCACAUGGAUUUUUUAAAUCAACAAGGGGAGUUAAGCAAGGUGAUCCUCUAUCACCUGCUUUGUUCAUCAAUGUUGCAGAAGCUCUAUCAAGAGGUUUGAAUACACUUCAUCAAAAUCUGUACUUUUGUGGGUAUGGCUUACCUAAAUGGAGUCCCAAGAUCAAUCAUUUGGCUUAUGCAGAUGACACAAUAAUCUUUUCUUCCUCUGAUGAAACCUCUUUGCAUUUAAUAACGCAAGUUCUAUCAGCAUAUGAGGCAGCAUCUGGACAAUUGAUAAACACGGCUAAAUCAGCAGUAUACUUACAUCAUCUGACAGCUGAAGAAGUGAUGAGAAAGGUAGAAAGAGCAACUGGAAUAGGGAGGCAAGAAUUCACAUUCACCUACUUGGGAUGUCCAAUAUUUUAUACAAAGAGGAAACUGGAGUACUACCAAGGAUUGAUUAACAAUGUUAUUGAUAAGAUACAGUCGUGGAAAGGGAAGUUACUAUCUAUAGGAGGUCGAGCAGUCUUAAUAUCACAUGUUUUGCAAAGUAUGCCCAUACACUUGUUGUCAGCAAUCAAUGCACCUGCCUUUGUGAUCAGCAGAAUACAUAAGCUUAUGGCUAGAUUUUUUUUGAGCAACUCAGUAGAUGGGAGGAGCAGACACUAG